Molecule: messenger RNA, 559 nt
Organism: Erinaceus europaeus (western European hedgehog)
Lineage: Eukaryota; Metazoa; Chordata; Mammalia; Eulipotyphla; Erinaceidae
Product: sperm-associated antigen 11B-like
Exons: 4
Coding region: 1-360 (119 amino acids)
Biological process (GO): antimicrobial humoral immune response mediated by antimicrobial peptide
Cellular component (GO): extracellular region
Source: RefSeq, a predicted model, not a curated record
AUGAAGUGGUUCUGCUCCUCUUCUUCCAGCCUUUUCCUUGUUGUCCUGGUGCUGUUUCCAGCUUUACCCAGAGCCAAAUAUGCUGACCACCCAGGCACUGGCGGUUUCAGGGAAGACUCCUCCAGACAAGGAGCAAAUGGGUCUCACUUUUUACACCAGCAAGUGAAGCGCUACCUUUUGCCAAUAACUCCCCCUUUCCUGGAAAUUGAAUCAGAUCUCAAAGUUGUCAACUGCAAGAAAAGUGAAGGAUUCUGUCAGGACUACUGUAAUUAUAUGGAAACGCAAGUGGGCUACUGUGUCCACAAGAAGUAUGCCUGCUGUCUGCACAGACAUGUGUUAAAAGGGUCAAUUUUAUGUUAAGCAUUCUUAUUUACAUCAGUUUAAAAAAAUAAAGAAAAAGAUGAGGUUAAGAUUGUUCAUCUGGGAAGACGCCUGUUAUGCCAUAUGCCUGACUCAAGUUUGAGCCUUCAGUACACCAGAUGAGAGCAGUACGGCACUGUGCUAUGGUCUCUCUUCUUGUCUCCUUCUAUCUAAAAAAGUUGAUCUGGAGCUGCAAAAC